GCUAAUAAUUCAAGUGCAUGCUCGAUUUAUUUUAAAGCUAUGGUAUGAGAUACGCAACACAGAACACCUUCUGAUAUUGGUUUCUAGUACAAAGGUUACGUAUGUUUUACAGUCUUUCUUUGUUUAAAGUCCUUGUGAAGUGACGCCGCGUGGAAUUAUGAAGCUUUCUUUCUUUUCUGCAUUUAACACAAUAUGCAAGUUUUUCUUGUUCAAGUGUUUUAAUCACUUCAGUAUCAUUGACAUUUUGUUGUUGUAUUUUCUGCAGAAACACUGAGAAUAUCCAGCCCUGUUCCUGUUAAACAUUUAUUUUUGUUACACAAUAGAUAAGAAAUAAUGUUUUAAGGCAUAGGAUAUUAAGUACAUUUGAGUAACUUACACAUCAUUUGAAGAUAUUUGUCCUUUUCUUUCUCUCUACAGUCAGCGAUUCAAAAGUUGAGACCAAAUGAUCUCUAUUACCUUUCAUUACCUUUAAUAAAGUAACGUAUGAGGGGCCCUAAAGGCUAUAAUUACUUAUGUACACCAGUAAGAAGAAACCUCACAUGCAUAACUGAAAAAAACCCUCUUACAAACACAAGUGAAAUGAAAAGAACUGUACUCAAAUGUAUUUAUUCACAAAACUGAAACCCGUCUUAAAAACAUUCACCAAUCUUAGUCAAAUUCAUCUGUUCACGCCGCCAGUGAUUGUGUGUGUGUGUGUGUGUGUGUGUGUGUGUGUGUGUGUGUGUGUGUGUCUAAGCGCUAGACGGCAAAGAAACAGGAAGAACAAGAUCCUUAUUAUCUGUGACUUUGCUCUGGAGAAGCCACGCUGUUGUGUUUUGUUUUUCAGUUGCUUGUACUCUACAGCAUCGCUACCGUUUUUCUCAGCUGGCGACCGAUCUCUGCUGCAGUUUGCGUACAUGUUCAUUUUCCAUUACGUGCAGUUAAUUCCCAACACUGUCAGUGUUACAGUCUUUUUUUUUUCUCUCAGAAAUGCUCGACUUUGAAAUCACUGACCAAAUGUGUCAUUUCAGGCCAUUCUUUAAGUGGAAAAAGUUCUUUUGCUACUUCUCCCAAACAUUAUCUAAUUUUAUCCAAAACCGAAUCGGAUGAUCUUUAGACCAAGGCGCACAGAAAUGAACAAACUGAUUCUUUAUAUUUGCUGUACUUCAAAAUACAGAUCUAAAAUAGGCCAUACUAAUUGCGUAACGUGCUAAUCAGUUGCCAUUCUCUCUAAUGUGGCUCUUCAGCUACUGUAAGCUACGUUAGCAUUUAGCUAGCUCUAAGUCCUGCUUUCGUGUGCUCGUCCUCCAAGCAGGUUGUUGAAUGAGCUGAGCCGUUGAUCCCGAACCGUUCAGGUUGUGGGCAGGCUGCACGAUGAAUUGAAAUGUAAUCAAAAUCACGAUUAGACAGAAGCUGUGAUUGUGUCUCUGUCAGUUCUGUCAUCAGUAGUAAAACUCUAUCUACUGCUGCAGCUGAAUAAACAGAAGAUUUCAAUGCUUUCACUGAUUCAACACGAUUGAUACGACUAGAGUAAUAUUCGGUUUAUCUGAGCUCUAAUGAUUCGAAUUUUCAUUAUAGUAAAGCAUAUAUAUAAUGCAAUGCUAAUCGCCAGAUCAUCUCACAAAGGAUUUAUUUCAAACACUUGACUGUUAUGAAGUGAGUUUGGAGUAAAAAUAGGUCGUUAAAUGUAAUAUUUUCACAUGCUUUGAGAAAAAGCAGCUUUAUUACACAGAGCCAUAGCUCAAUGACAAGCUUUGCCAAGAUUAUCGUUAUCGUGAAUAUAUAUUUUUUUAUUUGAUAAUCGUACGAUUAAAGUGUCUGUACGCUUUCUUUCUUUUUUUCAGUAGCUUGUCAGAGAACUACGUCUCGGUAGUAAAUGUUGGUGAUGGAGAACACUACUCCUACUAAUCACAGAAUGGCUUUACUGGUGAGAUCUGCAUGACAAGGAUUCAUCGUGCAGACCUAGUCGUGGGAUCAAAUCCCAUGUGGCACAUGUCCAGACCGCAAGAGGUGUUGUGGCCAGAAGCAAUGCAUCUUAAGUGAAUCGUUGAAGGACGAUGGCAUGUGUUAAAGAGCUGCUCGUAAACCCACUGAAGGAUCUGGUUAAGGAUGAUCUAAAAGAGUUUCGGUGGCACUUGAAGAAUUAUGAGGGUGUUUCAGCUUCUGAGAUGGAGAAUGCAGAUGUCUUAGACACAGUAGAUAAAAUGAUGGCACUUUUUGGAGAAAAAGAAGCUGUUGAGAUCACAAUUAACAUCCUGAAGAAGAUGAACCAGAAUCUUCUGGUUGAAGAGAUAGAGAACCAAUACAUCAGAGUCUCAACUCCUAAAGUUGCUGAUACAGCUGAUUACAGAGAGAUCAGUCUCAGGCUGAAGAACAGAUUACAAGAAGACUAUAAUCGGAUAUUGAUUGGUAAUUCACAAACGGGUCAUCAGAAAUAUCUGAACGAUAUUUACACUGAUCUAUACGUGGUGGAGAACGAGACUGGAGGAAUAGUGAAUGACCACGAGGUGAGACGCAUUCAACUGAACAUCCACCACGUUACUGUGAAGAACACCACAAUCUUGUGCAAUGAUCUGUUCAAAGUUCAGCAUGAUGAUGGUCGACAAAACAAAAAAGUGUUAACAAUGGGGAUUGCUGGGGUGGGAAAAACUGUCUCUGUCAAUAAGUUCAUUCUUGACUGGGCUGAAGAAAAGGAAAAUCAGGACAUUCUCUUCAUAUUUCCACUCCCAUUCCGUAGACUGAAUAUGAUUACAAAGGACUGCAGUCUCAUGGAACUGCUUCACGAAUGCUUCUUUAGUGAUCCUCAAGAGCUACCCUUACUUCCUAAGGAUGACUGUAAGGUCAUGUUCAUUUUCGAUGGGCUGGAUGAAUGUCGCUUCCCUUUGAGAUUUCAUGAUUGUGAUAGAUUAAUGGAUGUGCAUGAAAAAACAACUGUGAGUCAGAUAGUAACAAACCUGAUCAAAAGGAAUCUGGUUUCGUCUGCUCUCAUCUGGAUCACAUCCAGACCAGCAGCAGCCGGUCUGAUACCCAGAGACCACAUUGAUCAGGUGACAGAAGUGCGAGGAUUCAACGAUGAGCAAAAAGAGCAAUAUUUCAUCAAAAACAGCAGUCUUGAGCUUGCCGGAAACAUCAUGCGUCACAUCAGAAAAUCAAGGAGUCUGUACAUCAUGUGCCACAUCCCUCUUUUCUGCUGGAUCUCUCUCACUGUUCUUCAGCCUCUGCUGGCUCGAGAGAGCAAUGACAAAACUCCUACAACUCUCACAGAGAUGUACACAGCCUUCUUGCUUUCUCAGAAGCAACAGAUGGAAAAAAAAUACAGUGAUAAUCCUGAACUUAGGUUAGAAGCCAGAUGCUUUGAUAAGAUUGUCCUGAAGCUUGGGAAACUGGCCUUUAAACAGCUGGAGAAAGGAAAUCUGAUUUUCUACAAAGAAGAUCUUGAGGAGUGUGGACUAGAUGUCAGUGAAGGGUCGGUGUACUCUGGAUUAUGCACUCAGAUCUUUCAGGAGGAAAAGGCUGUUUCAGCCAAAAACAUUUACAGCUUUGUACAUCUCAGUGUCCAGGAGUUCCUUGCUGCUCUCUAUGUGUUUUUGAUUUACAAAGAUGAGAAAUCAAACCUAUUUUUUCACACAUGGAAAAAGACAAUAUCAUGGAAACUUUCUAACAGGCCACUGUUUCAUCUUCUGAAGUCUGCAGUCAACAAGGCAUUACAAAGUGAGAAUGGACACCUGGACCUUUUCCUCCGGUUUCUCUUGGGUCUCUCAUUGGAGUCCAAUCAGAAUGACUUGAAGGAACUGCUGCCAGAAGUGGAACUGAAAACUAUGAAUAUUAAAAACACCGUUGACUAUAUAAAACAGACAAUAGAGAAGGAGAAAUCAGCGGAGAGGACAAUCAAUCUGUUCUUCUGCCUAAGUGAACUGAAAUAUGACUUUGUAAGUGAUAUCCAGAAGAACCUGAGCUCUGGAAAUCUUUCAGCACAGAAUCUGUCCUCUGCUCAGUGGUCAGCUCUGGUGUAUGUGCUGCUGAUGUCAGAAAGCACUCAAGAUAAGUUGGAACUGCAAAAAUACAGAAGAUCUGAAGAAGCACUGAUGAGAAUGUUGCCAGUGAUCAAAAACACAAGAAGGGCACUGCUACAGUCCUGUAAUCUCACUGUUGAGUGUUGUGGGAGUUUGUCGUUGGUGUUACAGUCCUCUAUCCUGAGGGAGCUGGAUCUGAGUAACAAUGACCUGCAGGAUUCAGGAGUGAAGCUGCUCUCCGAUGGACUGAAGAGUCCAAACUGUCAGCUGCAGAUACUGAGGUUGUCAGGCUGUAUGGUGACAGAGGAAGGCUGUGGUUAUUUGUCUUCAGCUCUGAGUUCAAACCCCUCACACCUGAGAGAGCUGGAUCUGAGCUACAAUCACCCAGGAGAUUCAGGAGUGCAGCUGCUCAAACACAAACUGGAGGAUCCAGACUAUACACUGCAGAUACUAAAUGUGGAUCAUGGAGGAGCGAUCAGAAUGUCAGCAGGACCAAGAAAAUGGGCCUGUGAUCUCACACUGGAUCCAAACACAGCACACACUCGACUCAUUCUGUCGGAUGAGAACAGGACCGUCACACUUGUGUAUGUUUACCAGCCGUAUCCUGAUCACCCAGAGAGAUUCGAGCUGUGCGAUCAGGUUCUGUGUGGAGAGAGUCUGACUGGACGCCAUUACUGGGAGGCUGAAUGGAGCGGGAGGUUUGCUAUUAUAGCAGUGUCCUAUAAAGGCAUCAGCAGGAAAGAACGGAAAGGUUGUUGGUUUGGAUACAAUGAUAAAUCCUGGAGUCUGUGGUACUUUGAUAACAGAUUCACUGUCCGUCACAAUAAUAAGAAAACUAGCACAGUCCCUUCAUCCUCUAAUAGAGUAGGAGUUUAUCUGGACUGGUCGGCCGGCUCUCUGUCCUUCUACAGCGUCUCUGACACACACACACUCACACACUUACACACAUUCAACACCACAUUCACCGAACCCCUCUACGCUGGGUUCGGGGUUCAUUAUGAUUCUUCACUGUCUCUGUGUCAGGUUUGAGUACACACAAGCACUUUUUACAUUAGCUGGCACUGAUGAGGUUUAUUUAAGGUGCUGGCACUGAUAGGCUCGUCGGUAGGCCUUCACCGGACGGGUUUUGCAGUAGUCUGCCGUUAGCUUGAACACUGUUUGGUGACCUUUUGGGUGUUUUGGGAGUUGAAGAGAGACACCUUUUUCUGGUGCUCUGCUUCUUCCUGGGAUGUGUCUGUAUUUAUGUGAGGUUGUGACAGACAUAGAGACCUUUGGGAGGAGCUUCAGAGCUUUCUUCAGUUCAGAGCAGGAACCAGAUAUAUAUAACAAACGCAAAUAAAGAAAUAAAACGCCUUGUGAAUUUAAUAGAUGAUAUGUAUCAGAUGUGUAACAGAAUCUAGUAUUUCAUUUAUUGCAAACACAUUGCAGGUAUUUUAACAUACUGUAAAAAGAGCAUAUUGUUAUUGUCCACAUCUUCAUAAUAAAAAUCUAAAUGCAAUCA
This is a messenger RNA of Puntigrus tetrazona (Sumatra barb), 5493 nucleotides long. Its product is annotated as NACHT, LRR and PYD domains-containing protein 12-like. The transcript has 7 exons. Bases 2037 to 5021 code for a protein of 994 amino acids. Gene Ontology annotation, molecular function: protein binding. The record is from RefSeq and is a predicted model, not a curated record. Lineage: Eukaryota; Metazoa; Chordata; Actinopteri; Cypriniformes; Cyprinidae.